GUUAUGUCCAAGUAUGAAAACCAGAUUAUUAUUUUCACCGACUACCUAGAAGAAUUCCCCGAUACCGAUGAGCUGGUAUGGAUCCUGGGGAAGCAGCAUCUCCUCAAGACGGAAAAAUCUAAGCUGUUGUCUGAUAUAAGUGCUCGUCUAUGGUUUACCUACAGAAGGAAAUUUUCAUUGAUUGGGGGAACAGGCCCUUCAUCUGAUGCCGGCUGGGGUUGUAUGCUGCGCUGUGGGCAGAUAAUGCUGGUUCAAGCCCUCAUCUGUAGACACCUGGGAAGGGAUUGGAACUGGGAGAGACAAAAAGAACAACCCAAAGAAUACCAAAGGAUACUGCAAUGUUUCCUAGAUAGAAAAGACUGUUGCUAUUCAAUCCAUCAGAUGGCACAAAUGGGAGUAGGAGAAGAGAAAUCUAUUGGUGAAUGGUUUGGACCAAAUACAGUUGCACAGGUGAAAAAAAAAAAACUCGCUUUAUUUGAUGAAUGGAAUUCCUUGGCUUUUUAUGUUUCAAAGGAUAACACAGUGGUCAUUGAAGAUAUCAAGAAAAUGGGCUGUGUUCUCCCUGUGGGUGCUGUUGACAUAGCUGGUGAGAGCCCUCCUGAUUCUCUGACUGUUUGCAAUCAGAGUAAAGGCACCUGUGCCUCGUGCCCAGCUUGGAAACCCCUGCUGCUCAUUGUGCCACUUUGCCUGGGCAUAAACCAAAUCAAUCCUGUGUAUAUUGAAGCAUUCAAAGAGUGUUUUAAGAUGCCACAGUCUUUAGGGGCUUUAGGAGGAAAGCCAAAUAACGCAUAUUAUUUCAUAGGAUUCUUAGGUGAUGAGCUCAUUUUCUUGGAACCUCACACAACCCAGACCUUUGUUGACACUGAAGAGAGUGGGCUAGUAGAUGACCAGACUUUCCAUUGCCUGCAGUCUCCACAGUGGAUGAGUAUCCUGAACUUGGCUCCUUCUGUGGCCUUGGGAUUUUUCUGCAAGAAAGAGAAAGAUUUUGAUAAUUGGUGUAGCCUUGUUCAGAAGGAAAUUCUAAAGCAGAAUCUGAGGAUGCUUGAAUUAGUUCAGAAACACCCAUCACACUGUCCUCCCUUUGUACCUCCAGCCAAGCCAGAAGUGACAACUACAGGGGCAGAAUUCAUAGACUCUACUGAACAACUGGAGGACUUUGACCUGGAGGAAGAUUUUGAGAUUCUCAGUGUGUAG
Arvicanthis niloticus (Nile rat) is the source of this 1194-nucleotide messenger RNA. Lineage: Eukaryota; Metazoa; Chordata; Mammalia; Rodentia; Muridae. The record is from RefSeq and is a predicted model, not a curated record.